This is a messenger RNA of Psylliodes chrysocephalus, 483 nucleotides long. NCBI's taxonomy places the organism in Eukaryota, Metazoa, Arthropoda, Insecta, Coleoptera, Chrysomelidae. The record is from the annotation of a GenBank genome assembly.
AUGCCCACAUCUAGAAGCCAAUCAGGAAGUGUAAUAAUGGAUGAAAACCUAAUCGAACAGUUGAGUGUUAAGGUAUGUCAAAGAUUGGAAGAUCAUUUAAAUAAAAAACUGGGGAAAAUUGAAAACAAAAUCAGUGAAUUAUCAAAUAGAUUCGAAGAAAAAAUUGAGGAAAUAUCGAGUAAAAUGUCGGAUAUUACCGAUUCUAUGGUAUCGAACAAUGCUAAAAUUACUGAUAUAACAGAAAAACUAAAUAAUAUAGAGGCAGCUCAUAAAAGAAACUCACUACGUUUUGAUGGUAUCGCAGAGUCAGAUAACGAGAACUUAAUGUCUGUUUUGAUAAAUAUUUGCUGUAAUAUAUUGAAAGUUAAAUGCUGCUCUACAGAUAUCAACAAUAUAUACAGACAGGGAAAAUUUGAUGUUGGCAGAAAACCCAGAACCAUUUUACAAAAAUACAAAAAUAUUUGUAAACGAAGAUUUAACUAG